AUGACCCCUGCGCUCAACCCGUCCGUGCCUGGGAAUGCAGUGCAGAAAAAGGCGUCUUCAGUGGAUGAUGUGGGGGACAUGGUGGGAGCAGGCGGCAUGGCGGUGUAUGCAUGGGACAGCCCUGUGGCUCGCCAGAUGGUACUCAUGCCCCUGCUCCCCCACUCGCACCUGCCAGCACAAGCGCACGAAGGCGCAAACGCCAAGAAGGAAUCUGAGCAGGGUGAAAAGGUGGCCGGGGGUCAGGUGGAGUCUCAUGUGGAUCCUCAGGUGGAUUCAACGGAGCUGGUGGUGGUGGCGGGUGGGGGCGCUGUGAAGGUGCUGCUGUUCGAACCCCUCGUGGGACUUGGCACUCCUGAGAUCGAGUUUCUCAAGCCAGGCGCUUUCACACCCUCGGAGCUGGACAUCAUAGUCAGCACCGUCCAAGCAGCGAUCGACAGCUCAGCACCCUUCCGGCCUCAGCCGCGGUCUGGGCCAGGUGGCAGCAGCCGCAGUGGUGGCGUUGGUAGUGGCCAUGCCAACAGGAGUGGCUCUCUGUUGCCGUCUCCUGACAAAUCUCCUGACAGAAGCACAAGCGGCAAGAGCUUGAGUGGUAAUUACAGCAGUGGCGGUUAUAGCAGUGGUGGUUACAGCAGUGGUGGUUACAGCAGUGGUGGUUACAGCAGUGGGCACGGCGAUGGGAGGAGAAGCUACUAUGGUGGUGACAGUGGUGGUGGUGGUUACAGCAGCAGGGGUGCCUUUGGUGGUGGUGGUGGUGGUGGGGAGAGGCACACCGGCAUGGAUCAGGCAAUUGCCGAGAAGCUUCAGCGCAUGGGAGUGAUGGUUUAUGCUCCUGGAGGAGAGGAGGGAGGGGGUGCGAGGGGAGAAGGGGAGUGGGAGGAUGGGGAUGAGGAGGAGGAGGAGGAGGAGGAGGAGGAGGAGGAAAAGGGGGAUGAGAGGAGGUGGAUGGAUUGGGGCAACCUGGUUGGAUAUGAGGAGCAGAAACGGGAGAUAGAGGACACGGUGCUGCUGGCGCUACUCCGCCCUGACGUCUACGACAGCAUUGCCAGGGCCACGCGCACCCACUUUGAGUCCAACCGCCCUCGUGCCGUGCUGUUUGACGGCCCGCCAGGCACUGGGAAGACCUCGUGUGCAAGAGCCAUGGCCAAAAGAGCGAGCGUGCCCCUGGUGUACGUUCCCCUCGAGUCUGUAGCAUCCAAGUACUAUGGGGAGAGCGAGCGCCAGCUGUCGAACGUGUUUGCGCUGGCCAAUCAGCUGCACCCAGGUGGCGCCAUCGUGUUCCUUGAUGAGGUGGAUGCGCUGGCAACAGCGAGGGACAGCGACAUGCAUGAAGCCACGCGGCGAGUCCUGUCCGUGCUGCUCAGAGAGAUGGAUGGGUUUGAGCGGGAUCGGGGCAUCGUGGUCAUUGCUGCGACUAACAGAAAGGAAGACCUGGAUCCGGCUCUCAUCAGCCGCUUUGAUGCAGCUAUUACAUUCUCCCUCCCAGACGCACACACCCGGGCUCUGAUCAUCGCUCAAUACGCACGCCACCUCACUCCGGAGGAUAGAGAAACCCUUGCAAAGGCAUGCGACAACAUGUCUGGGAGAGAUAUUCGCGAUGUCUGUGAGCAAACUGAGCGGCACUGGGCGUCCAAGCUGAUAAGGAAGAUGGGUGUGAGUCCGAAUGAUGAAGCAAAGUUACCAGGUACGGAACUCUAUGGGGUGAUAAGCAAGGAGCCUCCACAUAGUAGGAGGUGUGAAGCCUGCAUUUAUGAUGUGACAGUACGGACGAUUGUCGUGUCGAACUUCAUCUUCUCCUACCUCUCCACUCUACUCAUAUCGUUCAAAGGAGAGAGCAUCCGCGAUAUGAACGUGUGCGAGUCGUCGUCCGAAGCCGGCUUCCCCGGCAUGACUCACGGGAUCCCAUCGUAUCUAACGGGACACUAUCCUUUCGCAAAUUACGGCGGCCAAGCGUCGUAUCACUUCGGCGCGCCGUUUCCCCCCAUGUACGGCGCAGCCAUGCACAUGCACCUUCCGCCACACAUGCCUCCGCACGGGUCCGCGCACACAUCCGCGCACGGAACGGCGCUUGCAGCGGCGCACGCAGCGGCGCAUCCAGGCUACGGGUUCCCCCCUCCGCCGUCCGCUCGACAUCGUUCAACUUUCCAUGCCGCCGCAGCAUCAGGGCCCACGAAGAGACUCCGCCGCACCGGCCGGUCCGAUCGGGACAGUAUGGGUCACAUCCCCACGCCUUUUUUCAACGAGAGCCCGGUAGAUGUCGAGAUCGACGGUGCUGAUCAGCAGGCGGGAGGCGACAACGCGGGGUUUGGCAGCAGCAGCGGUGGCGAUCCCUUAUUCGACGAGCUUUCCUGGGGAUUCCCUGAUCUUGAGUUCAAGCCAAAGCUUGACUCCGCGGCGGAGGCGACAACCGAUGUGCGAAACGCCGACUUGCAAUUAUCUCUGGAACCGACUGCGAUUUCUGAUCUCGCGCCGCACGUGACGCGUGAUGACGUGUUCUAUUCGGAGUACUACCGUCAUCCGGCGGCCGACUAUCCUCCAAUGGCGAACCCGUAUCACGCGGCGUACUACCAAUCUCAUCCAUCUCAUCAUCCGCUCUACAGUCAUCACUUCUACAAGCAGCGGCACGCGGAAGCCGCAGCGAUGGCGAGGCAAGCUCGAGUAGCGGCGACGAGAGAGGCGCUCGCAGGAAGAAUCGGCGCGCAGUCAAUCGCAGGGCGAAGCUCGCAAUCGGUCGCAGGACGAAACGUGAAGUCGCCGGGUGUCGCACACGCGAAGGUGACGGGGAAGAGAAAGGGAGGAGACAUUCUUGCCGACCCGAGCACGCUCGGCGGAGGUUUGGAAUUCGAGGAUCAUCCCGAUUUCGCCGCCGCCGUCGCGGCGAAUGAGCCGUGUGCUGUCGUCCCGUCGCGCGCCGAUCGCGCCGGUUCUCCUGCGGACCUGCUCGUUCCGUCGUCACCGUCCGUUCCGCUACGACCUGCCACUUCCGUGGAAACCGCUCCCACAUUUCCAGCUGCGCCCGGCCGUCCGUCGCUCUCCCUCGCUCCCGAUCUCGACGGCCCGUGUCGUUUCGCCAUUCAUCCUUCGCUACCCAGAGACCGCGAUGAUGCGACUCCCGCGGUCCUAUUCCCGCCUGUUCCGCGUAUUCCUGCUGCGAUUUCAUCCCCCGUCGUCCCUUCCGCUGUGCCUUCCGCGGUGCCGUCCGCUGCUGCGAGUAUUCCGCCGACAGUCGAUCCGAAGCGAAGAAGGUUGCUCCGCAACAGAGUCAGUGCUCAACAAGCUAGAGAGAAGAAGAAGCACUACAUCAAUGGGUUGGAAGGGCGCGAAGCAGCACUUACUGUGGAGAAUGAGGCGUUGGAGGCCACAAUUGCUGCUCUUACAAAGGAGAAUGCUGAGCUUAGCACCCCGCGCGUCCUCUUAGCAGGACCGAAAUCCAGCGGCUUCGACGGCAUGGCGACUCCAGCAUCGUUGCUAACCAGCAAAGCCGCAUUCUCCCGCGGAUUUUCCGCCGGUAUUUGCGGCACAGCGACGCCGAGGCUGUCAGGCGGGCGGCGGAGCGUCAUCCGCGCAUCCGCGGGGGAAUCGGAAGGCGCGGGGAAGAGCGCAGGGGGGAAGCGGGAGGAGCGCGCGGGGCCGACGGCGGAAACCUCUCCGCUGGUGCGCUUCGCGUGGUAUGCAUCAGAGGCGUUCGGGAAGGCAGUGGCGGCGGUGCGCGGAGGGGAAGCGGAAGGCGGAAAGGGGAAGGGCGGAACGGCGGAAGGGGAGCCGGCGGUGGUUGAGCGCGACGCGGCGAUUAAAGCGCUCAGGGAGGACUAUGACAAGUCAUACUUCGUGACAGGCGAGAUGACCAUGUGGCUGUACGAACCAGAUUGCGAGUUCGCCGACCCCUUCGUGUCGUUCAACGGUCGAGAUCGCUUCAAGCAGAACGUGUCCAACCUCGGGUCAUUCAUGGAGGAAGUUUCCUUGAAGAUUCUUGACUGGCAGGAGUCAGAGGGUACGGUUACCACCAAGUGGAGAUUCAGCUGCGUGCUGGGCCUCCCAUGGCGCCCCAUUCUUGCCGCAUCCGGGUCUACAGACCAUUUUUUCAGCGAUUCAACAGGAAAAAUAUACAAGCAUGUGGAGCGGUGGGAUAUUUCCCCUGCAGAUGGAGUCAAGCAGCUGCUCAAGCCAAAUCCUAAACUCAAAAAGCGCUAG
Molecule: messenger RNA, 4188 nt
Organism: Closterium sp. Yama58-4
Lineage: Eukaryota; Viridiplantae; Streptophyta; Zygnematophyceae; Desmidiales; Closteriaceae
Source: the annotation of a GenBank genome assembly